AUGGCAGACCCACUGGCAUCAACCCCCUUCCGCACAACCCUCCGCACCACAAAAGUCCUCCAAGGACCCUUCCACCCGCUCAGCAUAACCAACCUCCCCAGCACCCCGCAAUCCGCCUUCAAGACAUGGUAUCAAGAAGCUCUGGACUCUGACGUCCGCGAACCACACGCCAUGACCCUCUCCACAGUCGACACAUCAGGCUACCCCGACGGACGAGUCCUAAUUCUAAAAAACCUCGACUCACGCGGUUGGCAUUUCGCCAUAAAAGCCGAUUCUCCAAAGGGUCAACAACUAGCCAACAAUCCACGCUGCGCAUUGACUUUUUAUUGGCCUGGUAUGGCGAGGCAGAUUCGUGUUAGGGGGGAUUGCGGUGUCUCUGCCGGAUGA
This is a messenger RNA of Penicillium waksmanii, 387 nucleotides long. RefSeq lists its product as uncharacterized. Lineage: Eukaryota; Fungi; Ascomycota; Eurotiomycetes; Eurotiales; Aspergillaceae. Gene Ontology annotation, molecular function: FMN binding; pyridoxamine phosphate oxidase activity. The record is from RefSeq and is a predicted model, not a curated record. Gene Ontology annotation, biological process: pyridoxine biosynthetic process. The transcript has a single exon. The coding region runs from base 1 to 387 and encodes 128 amino acids.